AUGAACAUUCCUGGUGGAAAUCCAUGGGGUCCACGACAAAGUGGAAACCCUUUCCUUGUAGGUACUCGACCGGUGAUCGCCGAUCUUGCCAUGGCGGCUUUGAAAGAACGUGAUCAAAAGAGGCGUCGAAGGAUAUGUUCUCAAUUCAAUCCAAAUAGAUCCUUCUUCCUUCUUUCCAAGCGAAACCCUAUUCGACGUUAUUGCUUCAUGAUCGUUGAUGCUAAACCGUUUGAAUUCUUCAUUCUGGCAACAAUUUUGGCCAAUUGCAUUGCCCUGGCAAUUAAUCAUCCCUAUCCAAUGGGAGAUUCCAACGAAACAAACAUUGCUCUGGAGAAAACCGAACUCGUCUUUCUCAUUAUCUUUACGAUUGAAGCUGUGCUCAAAAUUAUCGCCUAUGGAUUUGUUCUCCAUCCUGACGCCUACUUACGAAAUUUCUGGAAUGUUCUGGAUUUCUCAAUCGUUGUUAUAGGUUUGGGGUCCAAAUGCCUGGAGAACACGAAAUUAGACGUGAAGUCUCUUCGAGCUUUCCGUGUGUUGCGACCGCUCCGUUUGGUAUCCGGCCUUCCCAGCCUACAAGUUGUCCUCAACUCCAUUGUGACCGCCAUGGUUCCGCUGUUCCACAUCUUCCUUCUUGUCAUUUUCCUCAUUAUUGUGUACGCCAUCAUCGGUUUGGAAUUAUUCCAAAGUAAACUCCAUGCCACUUGCUACCGCGUCGUCGUCAACACGACUUACACCAUAAUGGACGAUCCCCGACCCUGUUCGAAUAGCACAGGGAACAUGGCUUUCAACUGUGCCAGUGUUGGACCUGACUACGUGUGUCGUGAUUUGCCCCCGGAGUUAGGCGAGAGGUAUCCUGGUCCCGAGGAUGGCUUGAUCAAUUUUGACAACUUCCUUUAUGCCAUGUUGACGGUCUUUACUUGUGUCACUAUGGAGGGGUGGACCAAUGUGGCCUAUUAUGCGAAUUUAGCUGAUAUUGGCCGAGUUGCUUUUUUUCAUUUUGACGUUUCCACAUUCCAGAUAACGGCAGCCGAGGGCUCGGGUUGGCCAUGGGCCUACUUCGUUAGUCUCAUUCUUCUCGGCUCCUUCUUCGUUAUGAACCUCGUUCUUGGUGUUCUAAGUGGAGAGUUCACCAAGGAGAAGGACAAAACGGAUCGGAAAGAGAUGUUCCGUAAGGAGAGGCAACAGAAGAGAGAGCAACAGGACUAUGAGAAUUACAAGGAGUGGAUAGAAAUCGCUGAGGAUCUCUCGGAGUCAGAGGCUGAACCAAAAACCAACAAAGAAAUAGAAGCCGGUCUGAUGGAUGGUGAGAUUGUGGAAGACCAAGUGGCUGAGCAUGAACCGACUGGCCGAUCUAAAUGUUGGGAGGGGAUACGACGACUAAAUAAAUUCCGCAAACGACUGAGGCGUGUGAUAGCAGCCUUCGUAAAAAGUCGCCAAUUCUUCGCUCUCAUUCUCACUUUUGUUCUUCUCAACACCAUUGUCCUAGCAACCGAACAUCACAAUCAACCCCAAUGGCUCAACCAAUUUCAGAAUUUUGCCAAUGGUCUUUUUGUGAGUCUCUUUACGUUGGAAAUGAUUCUGAAAAUGUCAGCUUACGGAAUUCAGGACUACUUUGCCACUCUCUUCAAUCGAUAUGACUUUCUUGUGGUUGUGUGUCAUGGAUCCGAUAGGAUUGUCUGUGUUGCGAUGUGCUCGUCUUCUUCGAAUCUUCAAGAUUACUCAGUAAGUUCAACAGUUAAAUCUAAUGUGCCACCAUCUAUCGUGGGUCUACUUGUGAAUGGCGGUGGAAGAAGGGUAGUUCAAAGAGUUGAUGAAGUUGACUGGUUGAUAAAGAACAUCCUGUUGAACGUCUUCUUGGCUAUCGCUGUCGACAACUUGAGCGACGAAGAUGAUGAUGACGAAGAGAACGAAAUGGACGACGAUGAUGACGACCGUCUGAAGGCUAAAAGGCUCGCCGAGGCUGCUGCCUAUGCUAAGGGUCCACUAGACACUUACAUGGAAAUGAAUUACGAGGAGAUUUUGCCGGAUGAGGAGGAACAGGACGAAGCAACUUUGGCCGCCAAGUUGGAGCAAUCGACAAUUAACACUUCCAAUCCACAAACAAUCCCACCUCACUCGGCUUUCUACAUCUUUGAUCCAACUAAUAAAUUCCGAGUCUUCUGCCACAAUAUCGUCUCCUCGCCAAUCUUCACAAAUCUCAUUCUCGGCUGCAUUCUGAUCAGUUCAACGCUGUUGUGCGCUGAGGAUCCACUGCAUACGUACUCCUUGACUAACAGGAUUCUUAAUUACUUCGAUUACUUCUUCACAAGCGUUUUCACUAUUGAAAUCACCCUCAAGAUGAUUGCAGAUGGCUUCAUCGUCCACGAGGGAGCAUUUCUGCGAAGUAUGUUCAACCUCUUGGAUUUGGUUGUCGUCUGUAUCGCUUUGAUCUCAUUCAUGUUGGAGAACGGAGCAAUUUCAGCGGUCAAGAUUCUUCGAGUGCUGCGUGUGCUUCGGCCACUUCGUGCUAUUAACAGAGCCAAGGGAUUGAAGAACGUUGUGCAAUGCGUUGUGACCGCCUUGAAGAGCAUCGGAAACAUUCUUCUUGUCACGAUUCUCAUUGAAUUUGUCUUUGCUGUCAUUGGUGUCCAAUUAUUCAAGGGCAAAUACGUCCAAUGCAAUGACCCCUCGAAGCUUACUGAGGAGUCGUGUGUAGGAUCUUUCAUUGAGUAUCAAAAUGGGCGUCCAGCAAAUGUCGUGCAACGAGUGUGGAUUCAAAAUGAGCUGAAUUUUGACAACGUCGCAAAUGCUAUGCUAACACUCUUCGUUGUUCUAACUUUCGAGGGCUGGCCACCAAUUCUCUACUAUGGUAUUGAUUCCAACGAAGAAGACCGGGGUCGCCUUCAUGAUCACCGCAAGCACAUCGCGUUGUACUUCAUUUUAUACCUCAUCGUUGCAUCCUUCUUCAUGGUGAACAUCUUCGUCGGUUUCAUUAUCGUCACGUUCCAGCGUGAAGGCGAACGGGAGUACAAGAACUGCGAACUUAACAAGAAUCAGAGGAAGUGUAUUGAAUAUGCGCUUAAAGCUCGUCCACGACGGCGAUACAUUCCAAAAGGCCAUCUGCAGUAUAAGAUCUGGUCAAUGGUAGUAUCAAAGAAGAUGGAAAUGACAAUUUUCUUCUUUAUUUUCAUGAAUACGGUGACAUUGGCUUGCAAGCAUGAUGGUAUGAGUGCAACCUUCAGUAGCGUGUUAGACGCCUUCAAUUACUUCUUUACAGCUGUAUUCACCGUUGAAUUCAUUUUAAAAUUAUCGGCUUUCGGCUUCAGACACUACUUUGGAGAUCUCUGGAAUGUUAUCGAUUUUCUCAUCGUCCUCGGAAGCUACAUUGAUAUCAUCGUUAGUAAAGUAAGUAACAUGCGGAUUCUCUAUUCUGUUAAGAGUUUUAAUAUUUUUCUUUGA
Messenger RNA from Rodentolepis nana, 3438 nucleotides. Lineage: Eukaryota; Metazoa; Platyhelminthes; Cestoda; Cyclophyllidea; Hymenolepididae. The record is from the annotation of a GenBank genome assembly.